Molecule: messenger RNA, 843 nt
Organism: Acanthisitta chloris (rifleman)
Lineage: Eukaryota; Metazoa; Chordata; Aves; Passeriformes; Acanthisittidae
Gene: TMEM71
Product: transmembrane protein 71
Exons: 8
Source: RefSeq, a predicted model, not a curated record
AUGUAUUGAAUAUCACAUGUUGCAUCAACACCAGGAGCAAGUUCAACAGCAUCUAAUGGAGAACAGAGACACAGCCUUGGACAACAUAUUUUUCCAAGUAAUAUUUCUGACUUUCUGGAGGCUGAUCCUGUCUGUGAGUGUUCCACAAACCCUCUGAGCAGCUCUCUCUCCACAUGUCGCCGCAGCCCUCGACUGCUUUCGAAUGGUUACUAUGUCCUGACAGAAGACAGUUUUCUGUCUGAUGAAGAAGGCAACAUAACACUGAUACCAUCCCACACCAGUGUUACCUAUAAAGAGAAUUUAGUUCAUGUGUUCAGGCGAAGGAAGAAAAUCCGUCGCUCUCUUGCCAGCUUGUUCAGUCUCAGUGCCUCCAGCUCGUGGCUCAGCUCCACCACUCCUAGCAAUACUGAGUCCUCCCAUGGAGAUGAUCUUUGGCCUGAUGGAUGUAGUAAACUAGAUGCCAGUCAGAGUGAUAUUGGUGAUUCAGACUUCUCUUCUGAAUAUAAUAACCAAAGUCCAGCAUCCAAUGGAGCAUCUCUCACCAAAGAUGAGUUUCUUCUGUGUGAGGAACCAUUUUGUGCUUCAAAAUCCUGCUCUCCAUUUAUCAUCAAUGCAAAUGAAGAGACCUUAAUCAAUGCAGAAUCCAGGGCAGUGCAAAGCGUCAUUUCUCAGAUGGUUGCACUGAUCAUGUGUUUAAUCAUUUCAAUAUGUACAAGAUAUUUCCUGGGAGGACUCUCUGCCACUUUGUUGCUGAUAAUUUUAGUCUUUCUUUUGUCCCAAGAUGGUGCUGUGUCAUCUUUCUUCAGUCUCAACACACCUUUCAAAACAACUAAGUUUUGGUAA